Molecule: messenger RNA, 1686 nt
Organism: Paramecium tetraurelia
Lineage: Eukaryota; Ciliophora; Oligohymenophorea; Peniculida; Parameciidae
Exons: 4
Source: RefSeq, a predicted model, not a curated record
AUGUUCUUUAAGGAAAGGAGAGCUUUAUCCAAUAACAAAUCAUAUCAAGAUUAUGAGGAUACCAAAAUUCAACUCGACUUAAUUGAUAAAUUCAUUAAUCCUUCAUUUGAAAAUCCCAUUAAUCAACAACCUAGUCAAAAAAGUGGAAUAAGACAAAAAAAUAAAAUCGAUAAAUCUUUUCAGAUUCCUAAAGUAGUUGUGUUUCCUGAAGAUAAACUAAAUGAAGAAGUGGCUCAAAUGUAAUAAGCAUUAGAUCAAUAAAGCCAAACUCUUAAACUACUCUUGAAAGAACAACAAGAAAUCAAUAAAAAUCAAGCUCUAAAGUAAAAACUUGAUUAUCUCAAAACUCAAGUGCAAAACCUUCAUCUUAAAUUGCCAAAGCUUCCCCAAUAUGACUAAUUGUAUGAAAUCAAACAUGAAAUCAAUUCACUACGGUAUUCCUUUUUCCAGAACUCCCCACGAAAACCAUUUGUCUAACCCCCUUAGAUCAUCUAUCAACAGUUGCCCUAACCUAUUUCGUAACAAUAAUUUUUAUAAGCAUCCCUUCCUUAAAGAGGCUAUCAUCCCUUACAACAUUUAAUGAAUCCCUAUUAAAAUCCCUAUAACCCCCAUUCACAUAGGGUUAAAUCCUACACCAAAGACAAAUACACAAACCUAAAAGGCAAAAAUAAGAAAAAAAAUUAAAACAAAACCUAAAAUUCUGUCUCUUAAAUUACUGAUUCAGAAAGAAGUAGUAGUCAAUCCAUCCCUUACGUUUCUAAAAGAGUAAACUAAAAACCCAAAUAAAAGAUUUUCAUGAAAGAACCAGAAUGCCAAGAAUAAAAGAAAGUUGAAAAAUCUAAAUUGAAAAAUAUAUUCAAUGCUGUAAGAUUUGCAAUGAGAUGGAAAAUCUACUGUAGACCCAAUAAAAUCUUAUGGAGAAAGCUAAUGAAACGAUCAGUUGAAUGCAAAUCUCUUAUCUCAAAAACAUCAUAUCCAGUAUUAAUGAAACGAAUUAGAGAUUGGUGUAAAAUGGUAUUGGCUAAAGUGGAUAAUUAUUUGAGCAAAAUCAAGGAAAUCGAUUUUAUUAAUCCAGAAAAAUUACUGACAGAAACAGAAAUUGAUUAAUCAUUUAUGUAACUUACUAUUUCAACUAAAUAUUUAAUGACAAGUUUACUAACAUAUUGUACAAGUGAUUUUCUGAUCCCAGAAAUUAAAUAUUUAUCCUAUUUGUAGUUCUUCGAAGAACCCAAUAUAGACAGAGGCCUAUUUAUAUCCAAACGAGUAUAAUUUUGGAAGGAAAAUCAAUUAGCAAUGACUAAAAUUCAAUAAUAAAUGAUCAUAGGCGAUCUUGUUAUUAUAGUACAUAUUUUACCAGCUUUAUUUGAUAUUUCAGGAUCUUAAUUUCUUAUUAAAUGCAUGGUAUCAUUAGUUUAAAUUCAUUUUAUGAAAUAUUUUGACCUUCCAAUUGUAAAUCCAAAUCCAGAUUAUAGACUAAUCUAAUUAAAUGUAAAAGAAGUGAGUGGAAAAUUCUAAGCGAAAUUAUAAAAAGUUGAAAAUCUUGAAGAUGACAGAUACAUCAUUGGAGUAUAUGAAGAAUAGAAAUUUCAAUAAUUUUUCCAAAAAAGGCCCUAUUUUUAAGAUGAUAUGUAAAACACUCUUUCUGAAAUACAUACAAACUUACUAUAAGCAUUAAUUAGUAAAUGA